AUGAGUGAAGUUCUUGAGCGUGACCUUAAACAGCUGGAAGACGAUGUCAUUGGACUCAAGAUCCGAGAACAAGUCUGCAAGAGGAUUACCGCGCAAUACGAAAUAAUAACACCAAAAUUGUCGGAAAGCCUGGAAAAAAUCAAGGAAAUCGCUUCGAAACUAGCCAUCGCGGAACAACAGUGUCACGAGUAUGAUGCCAAAAAGAAGGAAUUGAAUAAAAGGAUAAUUUGCUUGAAGGAAAGGAGCAGUAAGAUCGACCAGAUGGAGAGGGAAAGUGCAGACCAGAUCGAAGAAUUCCAGAAAGAGCGCGAUAAAGAACUCACCCUUCUGAGAAAACUGGAAGCUAAACGAAGGGAUGAUGAUAGCACGCGCAAAGACCUUCAAGCCGAGCUCCUAGUGCCAACAGAAGCCUUGCGAGAGGCGCAGAUAUGUGGCGGAGCCACUGUGAAAGUGAAAGCAGCUUUGCAGAAACAGAUCGAUAAAAUUCAGGACAGCCUAACGAGUCUGGAAAGAGAGAUUAAAGGCGACGAGAAGCGCCUGGAGAGCUGCCAAAAGAAAAUUGAUACCCUCGAAAGAAAUAUCGCAGAUGCGAAUGCCGCCCAUACUAAGGAAAAGGAGGAGAUAAGCAAAGAACUGAAGGAGAAGAGAAAAGAUAGGGACAAAGCAAGAGACCUGGCGAAGAAAAGCGAAAAUGAUCGAAAGGUCCAGCAAGCAGAGAUGGAACGGGAAGUAUCAAGCUUCAUGGGCCAGGAGGAUCUAGAUAAGCUAGAGAAGCAGCGCAAAGAGGCCUUCCAACAGAUGAAACGGAAAGAAAAGCUGCUGCGUUAUAAGAAAGACGAAUUCCGAAAAUUCUGGAGAAAAGCGGUCGACGGCAAUGACAAACGAAGAGCAAAGAUAGCAGACGUACUCGAGGCCUUGAAAGCAAGUAAGGAUGCUCCAGCAGAACGGAUACUUCCGGGCGGCCAGGAACGAACAAAUCCCAAAAUGCGACUCGGGAACCUGCAGCGGACAUUGGGCACCAUAAUCGGCGACUUGGAGGGACUGUUGAACGAAUGGCCAGAGCGGCUUAACUAA
Molecule: messenger RNA, 1074 nt
Organism: Fonsecaea multimorphosa CBS 102226
Lineage: Eukaryota; Fungi; Ascomycota; Eurotiomycetes; Chaetothyriales; Herpotrichiellaceae
Exons: 1
Coding region: 1-1074 (357 amino acids)
Source: RefSeq, a predicted model, not a curated record